AUGAGGGGCUUUAUAGACUGCGACGAAGACUUUAAGCCAACAAAGACUAAAACUCCAAACAUGGAAAAAGACGAAGGGAUCAUUGACAAGCGCGUAGUGGAAAAUAUGAGCCCAGACACGUUUGCAGAUAGAAUCUCUGCGAUAGACGUCGACGCGUUGGAGACUGGGUCAGAAUUAACUUCAGAGGAAACGGUAUAUGAGGCAAGAGAAAUUAAAGAGGGAGAAACACCAGCACUCAGCCAAGACACAUUGAAAAGCCAGAAAGAUGAAAAACUCAAUACAACAGCGAAACCAGAAAGUAUAGUUCCGGAAACUAAAGAAAGUAAAUUAGAGAAAGUAGCUGAGAAACCAAAGAUUAUAAUUCCGGUACUAAAGAAAGUAGAAGACGAUGAAAAUGAUGAGAUUGGAUUUACUGAAGAUCUUUCUUUGGAUUCGAUACUAAUGGAGUGCGAGAAACAUAACGCCCUCCAAAGACAAAACACAUUACCAGCAGAAAGUACCGACGAAUUACAAAGAAUGGAAUCGAUGCAACUGAGAACGCCAAUUUUCAAACGGACUGACUCAAUUGAAAUCAUCGACAACGAAACCAGGAAUAUCCCAAAGAGGUCAUCUAGUCUCUUGGACGAUUUUAUCGACCACAGGAAGAAGUUUAACUUCGCGGAAGAUCACAACCCAGCAGAGGAUAAGACAUACACUGAAGAAGACGAACUGAAGCUCAGACAAAGCGAAGAAGACAAGACCGCCGAACUCCGCACUAUAGAAAUCAAUGACGAGAACUUUGAAAAGAUCCGGCAAAUUGCGUACGACAGAGAGGAAGUCAGACGGUCAAUUCGAGUCAUUGAGGAACGAAAAGGAAUUAAAAUAAAGGACGUCUUGAGACUCAACGACAAAAUCGGGAGGAUAUACGCGUGGAAGGCUGAGGAGGCCAAGAGCUCUUACGAGCCAUUUAAAAAGCAUGACAAAAUACCGGAGACAGUGCAGUCGACCAAUCGAUAUUACUACUCGAUUUACACCAAUUGGUGGGGAGGCGAAUUUAAGUGGAGAGAUAAAGUCAAUCAAGUACUGAAUGGAGUGUUUCACCACAAGAGUUUAAGACUCUUGCAAUACCCGGUGAUCAAUUGCAUAUUGGCUGGACACAAUGUACUUGUAUUGAUGCCUACAGGAGGUGGGAAAUCGUUGUGCUAUCAACUUCCAAUGUUAUUUAAAGACGGAUACACCCUUGUUGUCUCGCCACUGAUAUCACUGAUGCAAGAUCAAGUCAAAGCACUCAACAACAUUGGGAUACAAGCAAUUACAUGCAACUCGAAUAGUCCACAAAAUAUGAAGUUGUUUGAGGAAGACGUCCGAUUCAAUCGGAGGAAGUACCGAGUUGUGUACGUUGCGCCAGAGCUUCUGGACAUGUCGAGUAAUUUCAUUUCGUUGAUGAAACAGAUCAACGAAAAGGGGCUUUUUUCUUAUUUGGUCAUUGACGAAGUGCACUGUGUGUCGCAGUGGGGUCACGACUUUCGAGAGAGUUAUGUCAAGCUUCGUGACUUUCGAAAGAAAUUUCCGUCGGUGCAGACCAUUAUGUUUACUGCGACAGCAACGGAGAGAGUGAAGAACGAUGUUUUGAUCAGUUUAGGGCUAGAAGAAGCUCUUGUGUUUAAUCAAACAUUCAAUCGAGUGAACUUGACGUAUCAAAUUAAGUACAAAUCAAGCCAAGACCAAUGCGUUACAGACAUUAUUCAGUACAUCAAAGAACACGCUGGACAAUGUGGGAUAGUCUUCUGUUUCAGUCGAAAGGAUUGUGAAAAGAUGGACGAGAGUCUUAAGAGCAGUAAGAUCAAGAGUGAGUAUUAUCACGCUGGGAUGAAGGCUGAAGAGAGGAAAAGUAUUCAAGACGGGUGGAUGAAAGGAACGUAUGAUGUUGUUUGUGCGACUGUUGCGUUUGGGAUGGGGAUUGAUAAGGCUGAUGUCCGUUUUGUGAUACACCAGACAAUGCCGUCGUCAGUUGAACAAUUUUUCCAAGAGAGUGGGAGAGCUGGGAGAGACGGGAAACCGUCUGAGUGCAUUGUGUAUUACUCACAAGUCGAUGUCAAAAAGAUCAUUUGGUUGAAGAGUGGAGGGAAGCCAGAGAAUAUUGAGAAGGUCGUUGAGCGGAGUUUGAAUGCAAUGAUCGACUUGUGUCAAAACAAGAAGUGCAGACGAGUUGCGCAACUCAACUACUUUGGUGAGAAGUUUGAGGAGGCUGAAUGCUCUGGGUGUGAUGUUUGUACUAUGAGAAAAAGAAAUGAAUUGCGUGGUCGGAGCGGGUGGGGUUGUACUCAAAUUAGAAGUUCCAAAGAAGAACGAAUUUUACAGAUGAUGAAAGGAGACAGUUCCAAGAAAAAGAGUGGAAAAGGACAUUUUGUGGUCUUGGAUGAUGACGAUGAUGAUGUUUGCGAUGUAUAA
Entamoeba invadens IP1 is the source of this 2430-nucleotide messenger RNA. RefSeq names its product ATP-dependent RNA helicase DBP3, putative. Gene Ontology annotation, biological process: double-strand break repair via homologous recombination. Gene Ontology annotation, molecular function: 3'-5' DNA helicase activity; four-way junction helicase activity; ATP binding. The coding region runs from base 1 to 2430 and encodes 809 amino acids. Lineage: Eukaryota; Evosea; Mastigamoebida; Endamoebidae. The transcript has a single exon. The record is from RefSeq and is a predicted model, not a curated record. Gene Ontology annotation, cellular component: chromosome; nucleus; cytoplasm.